AUGGCCUCAGACUUGGAAGAGGGUGCAGUGUUGUCAGAUGUUCAUAUCGACGUCCAUCUCUCCAAUCAGAGGUCCCUCGGUGAGUUAGCCCUUACCAUUUUCAACUUCACAGUUCCUCAGUCUGACCACAGCUCCAGCAAUUCUGAAGAUGGCUCAAACACGGAAGGAACACGUGAACCAAAGCAGAAACGUUUAAAAACUGUGGAAGACUCAGUAACUGUGGACGAAGAUGGAGAUCUUGUUUUAAGAAGACGUAAACCAAAUAGUACAGAAAUGGAAGUGCACAUCCAGCAUGCUAUGGCCACUCCUUUAGAUACAGUAGGACUACAGGUAUGGCGAGGGGCACUGCUUAUGUGUGACUUUAUCCUACACAACCAAGACAUCUUUAAAUCUCACAGUGUCUUAGAGCUCGGAGGUGGCGUUGGUCUUGUGAGCAUCAUAGCUGGGGCAGUGGGGGCCUCCAAAGUGUACUGUACUGAUGUCGGAGACAGACUUUUAGAACUCUGUAGGGAUAAUGUAUUGAAAAAUCAGCACUUGUGCGAGCCAACCAGUAAGGAGAUAGUAAAAGUUAGAGAGUUGGAUUGGUUGGGAGACGGUUUAUCGGAAGUUUGCAAGACUGACAAAAAUGUGAAGUCACCCUCGGAGUGGUCUACAACAGAUAUUGAGGAUGUAGAGAACAAUGUUGACAUUUUACUUGCUGCAGAUAUUGCAUAUGAUAGUGAACUGACAGAUGGAUUCUUCAAAUCAGUUUUUGAUCUCAUGACACGCGGACGUCCAAAGACUCUGUAUGUGGCACUCGAGCGCAGGUAUAACUUCACACUGGAGGAUUUAGAUGUCACUUGUAAAUCGUACAAUCAUUUCAGAAAGUGCCUUUGUGAUUUAGAGGGUGAGUACAAGUGUACAGAAGAGUUAGCAGUCAGUGGGUCAAGUUCUCAGGCAAAAAGUUUCCUGUGGUCAAAGGUUAUAGAGGGUCAGUCAGAGGACAAAGGGCAGAGGUCAACACCCAUAAAAUGUCUGAAGGUCAUGUCUGAACAAGUCUUGACUGACUUUCCUUGUUACUCUGACUAUACGAGGGUGAAAGAGCUGGAACUCUGGAAAGUCAGCUCCACAUUUAAUCCCUGAGAUACUGAUCAUAGCUACUAGUAAUGUGAUUAGGUAACAGAUUUUUAGUUUUAUAUUCUAAUUUUGUGAUUGGCAUGAUCCAGAAUAAAAGAGCCAAAUGACUUCAAAAUAUCCGACCAAUCACAAAGAGGCUGCUUUGUCAGUAGCUAUAACUUGCAGCUUGUGAUUGCAACUUUUCCUCCAGACCUGCAAAUGAAUGAGGUUUGACCAAUCAAUCAAGUCAGCUAAUGUGAUCUAGAAUUAAGGAAUGAUACGCGAAUUGCCAAGUAACGCUCAUAUUCAUUAUGAAUCUGUAUCCAAAGAAUCUCUAAGUUUAAAGAACUCAAAUCAUGUAUGAUAAGGCCAUAGUAGAGCUAAUGUCUCCCCUCAUCUGU
Messenger RNA from Branchiostoma floridae (Florida lancelet), 1496 nucleotides. RefSeq names its product methyltransferase-like protein 22. The transcript has a single exon. Gene Ontology annotation, biological process: protein methylation. NCBI's taxonomy places the organism in Eukaryota, Metazoa, Chordata, Leptocardii, Amphioxiformes, Branchiostomatidae. Gene Ontology annotation, molecular function: protein methyltransferase activity. The record is from RefSeq and is a predicted model, not a curated record. Bases 1 to 1122 code for a protein of 373 amino acids. Gene Ontology annotation, cellular component: nucleus.